Molecule: messenger RNA, 1426 nt
Organism: Galeopterus variegatus (Sunda flying lemur)
Lineage: Eukaryota; Metazoa; Chordata; Mammalia; Dermoptera; Cynocephalidae
Gene: ZGPAT
Product: zinc finger, CCCH-type with G patch domain
Exons: 6
Biological process (GO): regulation of transcription by RNA polymerase II; negative regulation of DNA-templated transcription
Cellular component (GO): nucleus
Molecular function (GO): metal ion binding; RNA polymerase II cis-regulatory region sequence-specific DNA binding; DNA-binding transcription factor activity, RNA polymerase II-specific
Source: RefSeq, a predicted model, not a curated record
UGCGGGACCAAGGUGAACGCCCCCUACUACAGCUCGUGGGGCACGCUCGAGUACCACAACGCCAUGGUGGUGGGCGCCGCCGAGGCGCAGGACGGGUCGGCGGGCGUCCGCGUGCUCUACCUGUACCCCACGCACAGGUCCCUGAAGCCCUGCCCGUUCUUCCUCGAGGGCAGGUGCCGCUUCAAGGAGAGCUGCAGGUUCUCCCAUGGGCAGGUGGUCUCUGUGGAUGAGCUACGCCCCUUCCAAGACCCAGACCUGAGCUCCCUGCAGGCUGGUUCUGCAUGUCUGGCCAAGCAUCAGGAUGGCCUCUGGCACCCAGCGCGGAUCACUGAUGUGGACAGCGGCUACUACACAGUCAAGUUUGACUCACUGCUGCUGAAGGAGGCCGUGGUAGAGGGGGACAGCAUCCUGCCACCCCUGCGUACAGAGGCUGCAGAGUCCUCCGACUCAGACAGUAGUGAUACGGGUGAUGCCAGCUAUGCCCGAGUGGUGGAAUCAGGCACUGUGGACACCAAUACCUGCAGCUCUGCCUUUGCUGGCUGGGAGGUUCACACUCGGGGCAUCGGCUCCAGACUCCUCGCCAAGAUGGGCUAUGAGUUUGGCAAGGGUCUGGGCCGGCAUGCAGAAGGCCGAGUGGAGCCCAUUCAUGCCGUGGUGCUGCCACGAGGAAAGUCACUGGACCAGUGCGCGGAGAUUCUGCAGAAGAGAGCCAGGAGCAGCAAGGCUGGCGCCAGCAGGACCCCAAAGUGCUUGGGAAAAGGGCACAGGCCUGGGGGCCGCCCACCCUCUAAAAACGUGUUUGACUUCCUGAAUGAGAAGCUGCAAGGCCAGGCUCCUGGGGCCCUGGAGGCUGGGGUGGCCGCCCCAGGGAGGAGGGGCAAGGACAUGUACCAUGCCAGCAAGAGUGCCAAGCGGGCCCUGAGCCUGCAGCUCCUUCAGACCGGGCAGAAAAUCGAGCAGACCCAGCGGGACAUCCGCAACAUCCAGGAGGCCCUUGCCCGCAACGCCGGCCGGCACAGUGUGGCAGCAGCUCAGCUGGAGGAGAAGCUGGCGGGAGCCCAGCGGCAGCUGGGGCAGCUCCAGGCUCAGGAGGCAGGCCUGCAGCAGGAGCAAAGGAAGGCGGACACUCACAAGAAGAUGACUGAAUUCUAGAGUCCCCAUGCACACCAUGGAUGGGGCCCUGGGACCCCAGCUGCCCUUGGCAAGACCAGCUGCUGCCCUGAACCUAGGACGCCACCUAAAGAGGGGCCAGCCACUCCCAGGCUAGCCCCCUCAGCCUUUGUGCUGGCCUGGGGCAUGUGCACACAGCUGAGUGGACAUGGGGCUGCAGGGUCACUUCCGGACACUUUCUUACCACCAAGUCCACUUGCCCGUGUCUGAGGCAUCUCCUCAGCAAGGACAUUAAAAUGAUUUCGUCGCAGUGUCA